GCGUGAAGAGUGGAUGGCUGCAAAGUUACUCACAGUAGAUUGCGCUUGUCUCCUCAUUGUUUAAAAGACUGAAUAUAGAUCUAAGAGGUACCUAGUUUUCUCAUUUAAUUUCAUAAGAAUAAACCUGUACACGGUGAUAAAUUUUCCUGCUAGCGACAAUACCCCUUGCGCAAACAUAACAGAUUGAGCGCUACAUUGCUUGGUCAUUUUCCUCUCAGGGAAUGCUAUCCCGGCUGUGCGGCUGGCAUCAAUGAAUCUGUGAUGGAAGAGGCUCCUUGGGGAACAUUCCAGGAUGAACUUGACUGGUGUAUCCGACAGCUGGAGACAGACUUACUGAUAGGCAACACCAACCCACGGAAAGUGGAGGAGACAGAGCACGUGCUCAAUGUGCUGCAGUCCCAGGACACCCCCUUCGUGAGGAAGAGGCAGGUGAUGCAUAUGGUGUUUGGGGAUUACAGGCAGAGAAUGACAGAGGAGCACAAGGCACAGGAAGACACAGGCACUCUGAGCCACAGGAGGAGAGAGGAAACAGGGCUCAGCUGGAUCCCUAGUGACAACUCCUUCACCUUCAACUUCUUCCCAGAUGGCGCACCAUCGCAGACUGCUGUCCAGGAGUCAGGAGAGGCAAGCACCGUACCCAUGACUGGGCAGGAUUCCGGCUUUGUAUUCAACUUCCAAAUCCCUGUAGAGAACCCAGCAGAGACAGAGACUGGACUCACAGGGGCUACUGCUGGUUCAGCUGAGAGAGUAGAUGCCGGGGAUAAUGCUUCAGAGAAGUCACAGGACUCAAAGCAAGGACCUGUGCCUCCCUCUUCCAAAGCUAAGAAAAAGAAAAAAUCCAGCAAAAAGAAACCAGCAGCAGAGGGAGCUGAAUGCCAGCUGAAACAACCAGCUGUUUCUGCAUCUCAGGGAGAGGCAGCCAGUCCCAAAGGGGAGGCCAAAGAGCUGGCCAAAGAGCUGUCUUCUGAACAGCAGUUGGUCAGAGAGCUGGACUGGUGUAUAGAACAGCUGGAACUGGGCUUGAGGACCCAGAAGUCCACUCCUAAACAAAUGGAGGAGGCCUCACGUGCCUUGAAAACCCUGCGUAGUAGUAAAGCCCCCCUGGUAAAGAAGCGGCAGGUGAUGAGGGCCAUGUUUGGUGACUAUAGGAAGAAGAUGGAAGAGGACAAAGCCAAGCAGGUUAAACUCAUUCAGGCAGCUGUGAAGUCAGCUCGAGUUACAGCUGUGUCAGAGCCAGCCAAGAAACCAGUUUUCCACAGGAGAGCAGAGUGCAGAACACAGCCCCAGCCAGGUUCCCAGAACCAGGGGGAGACACCUGGCUCAAGCAGUGACAGCUUUGUCUUCAUCCCAACACAGGAGGAGUUCUGCUUUAACUUCUUCUGAUCUGAUGCUAUACAGCUGUUGAAAACAACAGGAGGGUUUUUAUCAUUUGCAGCAGGAACAGUUAAUCAUGAUACAGACAGAUCAAGCUUUAAGGUUAGGUUUGAGUCAUAUAGUUUUUUUUUCUUUUCUGUUGUCAAAUGUAAGGGUAUAGGAAAUCCCUUCCUUGCAAAUGCAGAUCUGUCUGACUGCUGUGAAAGUGAUGUCAUUUUAAAAAUGGACAUAACCAGGAUCAGUUGCUGCCUGUGCAAAUGUAAAAAUACCUAUUGUCUUAUAUACCCCUGGAGACAAGACAUCAUACGUAUAAUAUACAUGAAUUAUGAAUUUCUUUGUUUUGUUUUGCUAUAUUGCCCCACAAUUAGUCUUAAGUGAGAAAAGUUACAAAGAU
This is a messenger RNA of Megalops cyprinoides (Indo-Pacific tarpon), 1768 nucleotides long. RefSeq names its product chromosome 1 C8orf33 homolog (gene c1h8orf33). The record is from RefSeq and is a predicted model, not a curated record. Bases 262 to 1383 code for a protein of 373 amino acids. The transcript is spliced from 7 exons. Lineage: Eukaryota; Metazoa; Chordata; Actinopteri; Elopiformes; Megalopidae.